Messenger RNA from Oncorhynchus masou masou (cherry salmon), 4517 nucleotides. Its product is annotated as ensconsin-like. Lineage: Eukaryota; Metazoa; Chordata; Actinopteri; Salmoniformes; Salmonidae. Gene Ontology annotation, biological process: microtubule cytoskeleton organization. The transcript is spliced from 17 exons. Bases 451 to 3687 code for a protein of 1078 amino acids. Gene Ontology annotation, cellular component: microtubule cytoskeleton. The record is from RefSeq and is a predicted model, not a curated record.
AGAGCUUCUCACCAUGCUGUAGAGCAUCCAUGACUCUAAUCUAGUUCAUAAAGGAUCCUGAUAGGAACUGGGAGAGAUAAAUGUGUUUUAUAUUCCCAAAGAUUUAACUCAGUGUGUUAUUUUGGAUUAUGCAUAUCAGUGUUUUCCACAGCACUGAAUCUGGAUGGAGGAUCUAACCAGCCCAGAACUGCAGCAAGUCAGCUGGUUUUAUCCAUUUACCCCAUAUGGCUUUUUCCUCCCUUUUUCUCUUCUAUUUGUUUGAAUUUCGAAGAUGAGCAAGAGGCAGUCGGUCAGCUGCACAGUGAGCACAGGGGAGCAGGAGGACACACAGAACAGUACAGGCAUUUUGAAAUAGAACUAUAAAAGGAGGAGAGGAAGAGGAGGAGGAAGAGGAGAGUCUGUGUUGUGCGGCAGAGUUGUGGUGUUCCCUGCUAAGUGCCUAUCAGUAACAUGGCUGUGAUACAGAAGAGGGAACACAGGGAGACCCCCAGCAAGAAGACAGCACCCCAAGAAGACAGAAAGGGUCUUUCUACCAGAGAUACUCUAGACAAGCAGAAAAAGGAGACCAGAGCCGGGAGACGGAGAGAAAAAGGCAAUGAAGACACAAAGUCCAAUAAUUCAGAGAAGAGGAGAGCAGUCAUCUGUGUCCCUGCCUCCAUCAAAUCAGCUGUGAUCAGUAACAACACAACCAGUCACGCAGCAGGGCCACUGGCGCUGAAGGUUGAUGACAGGCUGAGACUAGCGAAGGAGCGGAGGGAGGAGCAUGAGAAUCAGCUUGUGUCCAGAGAGCUGGGCUGGUUGGCUCGAGAGGAGCGGGCCAGGCGUCUUUAUGAGCAGCAGCUGGAGGUGAGGAAGAGGAGGCUACAGGAGCAGAGAGAGAAGGAGGAGAAGCGAAGGACAGCUCUUGAGCGGAGGGAGGAGCUUAAGAAACAGCUUGUGUCCAGAGAGCUGGGCCGGUUGGCUCGAGAGGAGCGGGCCAGGCGUCUCCAUGAACAGCACCUAGAGGAGAGGAAGAGGAGGCUGCAGGAGCAGAGAGAGAAGGAGGAGAGGAGGCGUACUGCCGUGGAGGAGAAGAGGAGGCAGAGGAUGAAGGAGGAGACAGAGCGCUAUGAGUCUGUGGUGAAGAAGACCUUAGAGAAGUGCCAGAGGGCCAAACAGAGACUGAGCCAGGGCUCCCGAGGAAGGAAGACCAACAACAAGAGCGUUCCUCGCAGCUCUCCCCUGACUGCCUGGGAGAGGGCUCUGGUCUGUCGCCUCCUAACCCCUACAUGCUCCUACCUAGCCAGGAGAAGGAGUCAUAGUUGUCAGUCAAGAGAGGAGGAAGUUGUCCAUGUUUGUCCCCGUUCAGCUUCAUGCCACUCCAUACCUGCCACUGCCACCAACUGUCAUAAAUCACCACACCGCUCUGGUACACCUGACCACCACCGGGUGCGGGCAGGCCUCCAGGCAGACUACCGCUCUGGCACACCUGACCACCACCGGGUGCGGGCAGGCCUCCAGGCAGACUACCGCUCUGGCACACCUGACCACCACCGGGUGCGGGCAGGCCUCCAGGCAGACUACCGCUCUGGCACACCUGACCACCACCGGGUGCGGGCAGGCCUCCAAGCAGACUACCGCUCUGGCACACCUGACCACCACCGGGUGCGGGCAGGCCUCCAGGCAGACUACCGCUCUGGCACACCUGACCACCACCGGGUGCGGGCAGGCCUCCAGGCAGACUACCGCUCUGGCACACCUGACCACCACCGGGUGCGGGCAGGCCUCCAGGCAGACUACCGCUCUGGCACACCUGACCACCACCAGGCACAAUCAGACCUCCAGGCAGACUACCGGUCUAUCAUCUGGGCAAACUACCAGUUAAAAGCAGCACAGCAGAAGGAGAGUGAGAGGACGUUCAGGAGGAAUAGACAGCAGCCUCACAUACCCAAUGCUCCUGUGAAAGUGUUACCCACAAACAUACAGAGCAGAGAUGCAGUGCCCUCUCCAGAACGUAAACCUGUGAUCAGACACAAACCUGUGAUCAGACAGCCUCCAUCACAGCAGGUUGGGCUGGAACUGUACCCUGUUCCGGAGGAGGAUGGUCCUCCAGUCUCCAACCAAACCCUCUCCCCUGGGAACUCACGGCCCAGCCAGACCAUCUCUCCUUGGGCUCCAGUCUCCAACCAAACCCUCUCCCCUGGGAACUCACGGCCCAGCCAGACCAUCUCUCCUUGGGCUCCAGUCUCCAACCAAACCCUCUCCCCUGGGAACUCACGGCCCAGCCAGACCAUCUCUCCUUGGGCUCCAGUCUCCAAUCAUACCCUCUCCCCUGGGAACUCACGGCCCAGCCAGACCAUCUCUCCUUGGGCUCCAGUCUCCAACCAAACCCUCUCCCCUGGGAACUCACGGCCCAGCCAGACCAUCUCUCCUUGGGCUCCAGUCUCCAACCAAACCCUCUCCCCUGGGAACUCACGGCCCAGCCAGACCAUCUCUCCUUGGGCUCCAGUCUCCAACCAAACCCUCUCCCCUGGGAACUCACGGCCCAGCCAGACCAUCUCUCCUUGGGCUCCAGUCUCCAACCAAACCCUCUCCCCUGGGAACUCACGGCCCAGCCAGACCAUCUCUCCUUGGGCUCCAGUCUCCAACCAAACCCUCUCCCCUGGGAACUCACGGCCCAGCCAGACCAUCUCUCCUUGGGCUCCAGUCUCCAAUCACACCCUCUCCCCUGGGAACUCACGGCCUAGCCAGACCAUCUCUCCUUGGGCUCCAGUCUCCAAUCACACCCUCUCCCCUGGGAACUCACGGCCUAGCCAGACCAUCUCUCCUUGGGCUCCAGUCCCCAAUCGUACCCUCUCCCCCGGGAACUCACAACCAAUCAGCAUCUCAGCAGCAGCAUGGGACCAGGUCCAGCCAUUCGUAGGCUCAGCAGAACCUCAGACAGUCCCCACAACUAGAACUGAGGGCGAUACAGGCCCCCUUCCUGGAGCCCCCUCCUGCACCGGGCCGUCUGCUGGCACCAUGGAUCCAGAGGAGGCCUCAUGUUUUCUGGCUGAGAAGAGAAGAGAGGCCCGUCUGAAGAGAGAGAAGGAGGAAUGCCUGCGCAGGGAGGAGAUAGAGAGAGAGGAGCUGGAGCGCAGGAGGGCAGAGGAGCGAGCACUGCUCGAGGCUGAGGCCCAGUGGCUGGUAGUGGAGAGGAGGGAGGAAGAGGAGCAGAAACAUGCAGAGGAGGAGAGAGCCAUCCGGGCCACACAGGAAACUGCUCUCCUCCAGAAACAGAGAGAGGAGGAGGAGGCCCAGGCCAGGGACAAGGCAGAGCAGCAGAGGCUGCAGAGAGAGAAGCACUUCCAGAAGGAGGAGGAACAACGGCAGGAGAGGAAAAAGCGACUGGAGUUGAUCAUGAGGAGGACUAGGAAGACCUCAACUGAAGAUAAAAAAACGCCUGUCCUGAAUGGGAAGACAAACAGAAACCCCUCUCCAGAGGAAGCCCAACCAAAAAAGAACACUGAGCCUGUGAAGAAUGGCAACGGCACUUUAGAAGAGGUCAUCAACCUAGCGGUCGGGACGGGGACCAAGCCAUCCAAUCUAGGUCUGAGUGGCGUGGAAGACAACAUGGUUCCUGUCGUGGCCUUCAAAGAACGCAGGUCCCUGCUAACUCUGACCGGCAUGGAGGAGAUUCAGUCCCAUCAGAGGGCAGAAGUUAUCUGAGUAUCGUACAGAUCAGAGAGGGGAGGCAGCACAUCCACGAAUCUUUCCACAGCUGUGGCGUUUUUUCCUUCUUUUUUUGACAAAGAAAGGAAUAACUGCAGCCUUUUUCCUGCCCUGCACUUUUAGAGAGAGUAUGUGAUGAGAAACAAACAUUUCUCUGAAGGACUUUCUGAUCUCGAAGGAGCUUACCACCAUUUGGUCACACUUCUCUUUAAUUCAAAAUGUCACGAGCUGCAUUUGUCAUCACCAUGUACAACACUAGACAGGGGAGCUUGUUUGUCAUUGCAACAACUCUGAACAAUGUUUUAUCUAGUCUGUAAAUGAGGGUCCGUGCCUCAUAGCUGCAGAUUUAAACGGAUUAAAUUAGUAGUUUGAUAUGAUGGGCGUUAAGAUACACAAUUUACUAAUAAAAAUAUGUAUUCUGUCUAUACAUUUUUAACUGUAUUGGCACUGAAUGUCUCCCAAUCAUGUCUGAUGUUUUUAGCCAUGUGCUUUAGCUUUUCCUAACUAUGCUGCUAUUUGAGCACUUUGCCUUCCCGUUAACAGGAUAGUGGUGUGCUAGUUUCAGAGCAAAAGCUUUUGUUUUGAGUUCAAAUAAAGGCCACUUUCUGACUAUAAUCUAAUAAUAUUUUUCAAAGCUGCUAUGGAACUUGUGUAGUUUGUCAUUUUAGAGAACUUUACUCACUUGAGGGUGGACCACUUCCAAAGGAUUUUGGCAGUUCCUUACUUGGAAAUUGUGCUAUCAUUUUAGAAAACAAAUAAGAGUCUGAAGUGUAAAAGUCUGUCUUUUAAAGUGUAAAGACAAAUAAAGCAAUGCACUGAUAAAACUA